Molecule: messenger RNA, 4044 nt
Organism: Mytilus californianus (California mussel)
Lineage: Eukaryota; Metazoa; Mollusca; Bivalvia; Mytilida; Mytilidae
Product: zinc finger protein 808-like
Exons: 1
Coding region: 266-2224 (652 amino acids)
Source: RefSeq, a predicted model, not a curated record
CGAAUUACGUUUUAAAGAGUGGACAAGAAGGUGCAUUAUAAACAGCAUAGCAUUAAUAAAAGGUUUAAUCAUCAUGAUCAUAGAAAUAUAGCAGGCAUUACUACAAUCUCUGUUAUUCUAAUCAGACUAGACAAUUUAGAGAUGUUAUACGGAAAAUAAAGAGAUUUUAACAGUUAUCUCCCCUGACCAACCUACAGACAUUUCAGAGAUUUCUUACUGCGGACAGGACAAGACAGAUCCUGAACAACUUACAGACAAUUUAGAGAUGUUACACGGCGGACAGGACAAGACAGAAACACAUAUGGUUUCUGUUACUGAAAUCUCCCCUGAACAACCUUCAGACAAUCAAGAGAUGUUCCAGGGCGGACAGGACAAGACAGAAACAAAUAUGGUUUCUGAUACUGAAAAGAAAGAUAAACUAACAUUCAUUCCUCUUGAUCAGACCAGUUCAGACCAACUGAUGGACGAGGCAUAUCAGACUAAAGAGAAGGUUGAUGUUGGUAAUGGAUGUGAUAAAGAGUACCAGGGUAAUGAUUGUGGUAAAGAAUGUCAUGGUCAUGUUUCUGGUAAAGAAUGUCAUAGUAAUGUUUGUGGUAAUGAGUGCAAAACAAGAAUAUGUGGUAAACAGUGCCAAGGAAAGGCGUGUAAGUCAUGUAAUAAAGAAUGUCGUCAGACUCGGGUCUUAAAGACUCGUAUUAUAAAACAAAAAGGCUACAAACCUUACAAAUGUGGAGUGUGUAAAGUAGAUUUCGGUAGGAAGGAACACCUAGAAAUGCACAUGAGGACACAUACUGGUGUUAAUCCAUAUCAAUGUGAUAUAUGUGAUAAUAAGUAUAGCCGGCAUCAUCACUUACGGAGACAUAUGAAUACACAUACUGGUGCUGAACCAUUCACAUGUGAUAUAAGUAAUAAGGCAUUUAGCCAGUCUCAUCACAUGUUACACAAUGGUCAUGGUGGACAGGAGAGGACAGGAACAGAUGGAUUUUCAGAUACGGAAAAUAAAGAGAUUUUAACAGUUAUCUCCCCUGACCAACCUACAGACAUUUUAGAGAUGUUACACGACGGACAGGACAAGACAGAAACACAUAUGGUUUCUGUUACUGAAAUCUCCCCUGAACAACCUUCAGACAAUCUAGAGAUGUUCCAGGGUGGACAGGACAAGACAGAAACAAAUAUGGUUUCUGAUACUGAAAAGAAAGAUAAAAUAACAUUCAUUCCUCUUGAUCAGACCAGUUCAGACCAACUGAUGGACGAGGCAUAUCAGACUAAAGAGAAGGUUGAUGUUGGUAGUGAAUGUGAUAAAGAGUACCAGGGUAAUGAUUGUGGUAAAGAAUGUCAUGGUAAUGUUUGUGGUAAAGAAUGUCAUGGUAAUGUUUGUGGUAAUGAGUGCAAAACUAGAACAUGUGGUAAACAGUGCCAAGGAAAGGCGUGUAAGUCAUGUAAUAAAGAAUGUCGUCAGACUCGGGUCUUAAAGACUCGUAUUAUAAAACAGAAAGGCUACAAACCUUACAAAUGUGGAGUGUGUAACGUAGAUUUCGGUAGGAAGGAACACCUAGAUAUGCACAUGAGGACACAUACUGGUGCUAAACCAUAUCAAUGUGAUAUAUGUGAUAAUAAGUAUAGUCGGCAUCAUCACUUACGGAGACAUAUGAAUACACAUACUGGUGCUGAACCAUUCACAUGUGAUAUAUGUGAUAAGACAUUUAGUCAGUCCCAUCACAUGCGGAGACACAGGAGAGCACAUACGGGUGAAAAACCGAGUAAAGUUUGUAAAUGUGAUGUAUGUGAAAAGGAAUUUAGUCAAAGUUCAGAGUUAAACAGACACAUGAGAACACAUUCUGGUGAUAAACCUUAUCAAUGUGGGGUGUGUGAUCAGGCUUUCAGUAGGAAGGAAUACUUACCAACUCACAUGAGAAUACAUACUGGCGAUAAACCGUUUGCAUGUGAUAUUUGUGGUAGAGGUUUUACUUGUAAAAAAGACGUGCAAAGACACAAACAAAGGCAUUUUAGACAUGAUGAACGUGGUGGAAGACCCUAUAAAUGUGAUAUGUGUGAUAAAGAUUUUAUUCGGAUAUCAAACUUAAAAGUGCACAUGAGAACACAUUCUGGUGAGAGACCAUAUUUGUGCGAGAUAUGUGGUCUAACAUUUAGCCUUUCAAUUUCUUAUACUACACAUGUGACAAAACAUAAUGCAGAAAAGGCCAAAUUACUUAAAUCAAAGUAAGCGAAAUAAGGAAUUCCUAUAGCUGACACUCCACCUAUUUUUAUGCCUCCGCCGUAGCGGAGGGGGCAAUAAGUUUUACCCUUGUCCGUCUGUACGUACGUACGUCCGUACGUCCCAAAAUUGGUUUCCGUUCUCUAACUUGAGUUUACCUCAACCAAAUGUUAUGAAACAUAUUCACAAUGCUAAUUACAACAAAACACAGAUCAAGCUUGAAUUUUGGUGGCUUCACUCUAACCGUUCUAGAGUUAUGCCCCUUUAUAAAUGGAAAAACUGCAAAAUUUUUAGUUUCCGUUCUCUAACUUAAGUUUGCCUCAACCAAAUGUUAUGAAACUUAUACACAAUGCUAAUCACCACCAAAUACAGAUCAAGUUUGAAUUUUGGUAGCGUCACUUUAACCGUUCGAGAGUUAUGCUCCUUUAUAUAAAUGGAAAAAUUACAAAAAUUUUAUUUUCCGUUCUCUUACUUAAGUUUGCUUCAACCAAAUGUUAUGAAACUUAUACACAAUGCUUAUUACCACCAAAUACAGAUCAAGUUUGAAUUUUGGUAGCGUCACUUUAAGCGUUUUUGAGUAAUGGCCCUUCAUAAAUGGAAAAAUUGCAAAAUUUUUAGUUUCCGUUCUCUAACUUAAGUUUGACUCAACCAAAUUUUAUGAAACAUAUACACAAUGCUUAUUACCACAAAAUAAAGAUCAAGUUUGAACUUUGGUGGAGUCACUUUAACCAUUCUCGAGUUAUGCCCUUUAUAAAAGGAAAAAAUGCAAAUUUUUAGUAAAACACAGAUCAAGUUUGAAUUUUGGUGGCAUCACUUUUAUUGUUCUAGAGUUAUGCCCCUUUAUGAAUUGAAAAAUAGCAAAAUUUUUAUUUUCUUCUAAAUAUCAAUUUAUUUUUAAAAUUAGAGUUAUCUUCCUUUAUCCAUGAUUAUAGUUGAAUCAACUACAAUCAAUGCUUUAUACAAUGCAAUGUUUAAUUUUUUAAAGGAUGAAACUCUAAACAAAUUAACUAUUUGUAUUGCCUUACGUUUUUGAUAUACGUUUGAAAAAUAUUGCUAACAAAUAAGGGAAUACUCAUUUAGCUCUGAGCGUCAGUGGGACUAAUUUAAACAUAUUCAUAGUGAAUUUGGAAACAAGUUAUUACAACAUAUAUCAAUCCUUUUCCACUUUGCGGGUGCGAGUGCUGCCUUGUAGCGGCAUUAGCCUGCUCUUUUUCGAAAUCUACAAAGAUGUAUUUUACGUGCAAGAGAUAUGGCUCUCUUAACACACGGGUCAGCCAUUUAUCGUCCCCUUCCGACGGACUAUCAUCGUUAAUCAAGACCAUGCUCGCAAAUGGUGUCACGGAAGAGCCGAAAAUUUAGUCCCUGAAAUGUUCUCCCCGUAAUCGAACCAGAAACCUCUGUGUUAGAAGUCCGAUGCGCUAACCACUACACCACGGCUCUCACUGUUAGCAAUGCCAUAGUUAUGCGUUAUCACUAUUAUAAUAUAGGAGUUUUCUUAGUGGAAAUGAUUAUAAGCUAUAUAUGUAGGACUGUAAAGUAUAUGAAUAUAUUUAGAAAUAGACUGUUCAUUAUUAAACAUUUUGAAGAUAAUUACAGAUACGUUUUAUAGAUUUUUAAAAGACAUUGUGAUAAAUAACAUUUUGGAUGGGUUGUUUUCUUUGAUAAAUUGUUUGAAGAAUUUUGUGGUACUAGUCAUAUUAAUACAUGUACGUAUUUAUUUAACUAUUUUUAUUUAUGUUUUUAUAUUUUGUAUGCAUGUGUUUAUCUUCUCCGAAACCUUUGUAUUGCAUGGUCUAUAUGUUUUAUGAGAAAUAAACUAUCUAUCAUUA